Messenger RNA from Paramecium sonneborni, 1277 nucleotides. Lineage: Eukaryota; Ciliophora; Oligohymenophorea; Peniculida; Parameciidae. The record is from the annotation of a GenBank genome assembly.
AUGGUUGAUCACAUAUUGAAACAAUAUAAAACAAUUACUAUAUGUCAUCCCAAUUAUUCACCAUUUUAGAUAAUGAUAAAUGAAUACUCAACAAUAAAAGAGAUAUGCAGAUAGAUUCGUUUGGCUUGGAGAAUAAGUCCAAAAGAGUUGCGACUAUUUAAUUCAAGUGGGAUAGAAAUAUUUUAAGAAGAUUUAAGAUUUUAGCCAAAGCAAUGUAAAUUAUGGGCAACAUUGAAUGGGUAGGAGCUUGAUUAAAAUAUAAUAUUUUAAGAAUAUACAAUUUUGGAUUAAAUAGGAUAAGGUGGAUAGGGUGUAGUAAUGUUAGGAUAACAUAAGGAGACAAAAGUAUAUGUGGCAAUAAAGAUAAUAAAAGGAGAUGGAUUUAAUGCAGAUGAGAUAGAUUUAUUAUUUAGAGAAUCUUAGAUAUUGAAAUAAUUGAGUCACAGGAAUAUAGUUCAUUUGAUUCAAAAUAUAAUAUUGAAUCAUGAGUGUAUUUUAGUUAUGGAACAUUUACAGGGUGGAUCUCUAUUAGAUUUGGUUAGAAGGAAAGGAAGAUUAGAUGAAAUAGAGGCUAGAAUUUAUAUAAGAUAGAUAUUAGAGGGAAUCGAUUAUUGUCACAAAAAGAAUUUGAUCCAUCGUGAUUUAAAAUUAGAGAAUAUCUUACUUGUUUCUUCAAAUAGUAAUUAAGUAAUAACACUAUGCAUAGAUAGAUAAAAAUUGUAGAUUUUGGAAUAGCAUGUAAUGGUAAGGAUCGAAUUCGUAUGGGUACAUUACCAUACAUGUCUCCUGAAUUGAUAUCUGGAUAAUCAGCAUCUCAAUUUUCUGAUGUCUGGGCAAUUGGUGUAAUUUUAUAUGCAAUGUUAUUUGGAAAGUUACCAUUUAGAGGUUCAACAAGAGAAGAACUUAUUUAAUCUAUUAAUGUAUUCAAAUAUACCAUUCCAUAAAAAGUAAGUAAUGAUUUAUUAGAUCUCUUUAAAUAAAUAUUUCAGUAUCGUAAUAGGAUAACUGUUUAAGGUAUCUUAAAUCAUAGAUGGUUGAGUGAGAGUAAUCCAAUACCAACCUUAAGUUUGUUAAAGAUGUUAUAAGUUACCACUGCUCCUCCACUUAAGUUUACUGCCAAAAAAUCAUUGUCAAAUUUAUAAUAAAGUUAUAGAAAGAUUUCUUUGCAUAAAGAUGAAUCAAAAACUAAUAUUGGCAAUGUAACUGCAAAACCAAUCAAAAUAAUCUUAAAGUUAAGAUCUGAAAGAGCAAAAAGCUAAUUAUUAUUGAGUAAUUGA